AAAGUUGUUGUCUGCUUAUGUUUACGAGAACAUCGUAUCAUAAUUUAUAACUCAAAAGUUGAUGAGAAAGGGUGCAAAACUGGCAAACCGCAAAGUGCAAAUGUCUAAUUGUAAAUUGCAAUUAUUUGAUGCGUUCGAUAAUUACAUGGCACAGUUGGUUAUUAUAGAGGAUUUCAAAUAUAUCGGUCGUUUAGUUAAUGACUAUAAUUUCUGUGUUCUGAAGUGUAUGAUUAUCGCUAACAUUAUAAGAAAUUAAAAUUAUUGAACAUUUUUGUUCAUUGUUAUUGCCAUUAUGGUGAACAUUGACUAUGAAAACAUUAAAAAGUAUCCUACUGUGGAAUGUGCUCUUUGUGGAUUUUUGUUUCGUAAUAAAACAAGCCUAAAAAAUCAUCUUGAUUCUAUGCACAAUGGAAGUAAAACUAUAUCAGGUGUUAUAACAAAAAGACCUAGAAAAUGCACUGAUUUACAAUGUUUGGAAAAAGGAUGCAAAUGUAAAUUUUACAAUAAACAGCUCUUUAUUAGUCAUUUAAAAUUUGAUCAUUGUAUUGAUUUUGACAUACGCUGUCUGAAGUUCUCAUUAGAAGAUGAAUUUCUAACAUGGAAAGAAGACUUUGAACAAGAAAAUAAUAGUCGUUACGUCCGCGUUACUGGUUGCAAGACACUUCAGGAUGGUAAAAAACUUUCUUAUUACUACUGCAAUCGGUCUACAUAUUUUACUAGUAAGUCUAAGGGAGUGCGAAAGCGAAGUACUCCAGUUAAAGUAAAAGGAUUAUGUACAGCAUCUAUUAAAGAAGUCCAAAACAAAGAUGGCUCUGUUGAAAUAUUAUUGUGUGCUACUCACUAUGGUCAUGAUAUAUCAUCUGAACAUAUGAGAAUGACCAAACGUGAACGAGAAGAAAUUACUGAAUUAGUUCAACAAGGAGAUCAUCCAGACUUUGUCAUCAACGCUGCUCGUGCCAAGGCAUCAGAUUCGCUGGGACGUGUUCAUAUGUUAAAUAGAAAAGAUAUUAAGAAUAUUGAACGGAAAUUGGGAAUUCGGCAUCCAGAAUUUAUAAAACAAAGGACAAUUAAUGAUCUCAGCACAGAUAGGUGGAUUAUGAAAUUACAACGAACUCCUUACAAUCCUAUAUUGUUUUACAAGCCUAAUAAUGUAAAUUGUGAAAACUUUGAACCUAAUGAUGUUAUGUUAAUAUUUAUGACUCAAAAUCAGUACAAUUGGAUAAAUAAAUUUGGAACUGAUGGAAUAUUCAUGGUGACUGAAAUGAGUAUGGUUUGUGCUCGAUUGUAUUUGACUGUAUUGUAUGUGUGUGAUGAAUUCAAUGUGAUGCUUCCAGUAUGUUUCAUGAUGUGUAAUGAUAGUAAAAUUUAUCAAUCAUUUUUUUUAAAUACAAUUUUUAAUAAAAUGGGCUCUAUUUAUGCUAAAGCAUUAAUCACUGAUGACAACUAUGACUUAUAUGAAAGUUGGUGUUCAAUUAUGUCACCAGUUAAGCAUGUUAUUAACCAAAGAUAUAUUGAUAAUCAAAUAAUAGAAAAGCUUCAAACUGAUAUUGAAAAUCAAGAUUUACAACAUGAAAUUUAUGAUAAAAUAUGUUUAUUUUUUAAUGGAUCUGAUGAAAGUAUGAAAGAAGAAAUUAUAAGUUAUAUUAAUAAUAACUUAAAGAUGAACAAUGAAACAAAACCAUUUGGAAUAUUUUUUGAUCAGAUGUUUGCUAGUAGAGCAGAUAUGUGGGCUUUCUGUUAUUUAAAAGAAUCUCUUAACUUAAAUCAAAUGAUAAACAUUAACACAGUUUAUAAUCAAAUGAUAGUACUGUGUGAAAACAACAAAAAACAUUUUACUCCAAAUUUGUCUAAAAAUAUGCACAUUUUUUUUACAGCUCUCUUAGAAAUUCAGAAAAAUAGAAAAUCAAAAAUUGAAGAAAUCAAUAUUAAAAUUUCCAACAAUCACAAAAACGCCAUGUGUUAUCCAUCUAGACUUAUUUUCCCCCUCUCUGAUAACAAGUGGCGGGUUACACUAGAAGAUGGUACAAAUAAUGGUUAUGUAACAAUUACUCGAAAGUUUUGUAAAAUCAUUGAUUGCACGGUCAAGUGUCAAGCAUGUUAUAAUAUCUGUGCCCAUAUUUACGAAUGUUCAUGCACACAAGGAGAAAUAACUAUAUGUGAACAUGUACAUAUGUUAGGCAUUUUUAACAAAAGGUCAUUAAUUGAUAUGGAUGAACUGAAAGAAGAAAAACUGGAUGUUGAAGAUAUGAAAACAAACAUUUUGUUAAAAUUAAAACGAAUUCUUGGCAAAAUAGAUUUUGUCAAUGAUGAAGAAGUUCUUAGAAGAAUCAGUGAGUCAUUAAGUAAAGUAGAAAGUAUUAUUGAUAAAGUUAAAAAUGCAAAUGAUUGGUAUGGUGAUUAAUUACUAGAAAUUUCUCAGUAUUAUUAAGCAUUAUCAUUGAUUUUAUAAAUUAGGUAUUAUAAAACUAAUGAUAUUAAAGUGAUUAAGCUAAUAUUUCAUAGCUCUUCAUAGCUUUUAAAAUGUUAAGUGUUUCCUAUUUCCUUUGUGACUUAUAUCUCUAAAAUUUACUCUCUAAAAAUGACAUUAUUUUUUUGUGAACAACAUUAUAACAAUAUAGUUAAUAACUGUUGAGUUUUCUUAUAGCGUAGAUCUAGGAUUUCAAUAUGUAUGUAAGGACCAACUUUUAAUUAUAAAUUAUUCAUAACUAAACUAACUAUUAUGUAUUAUUUAAAUAAUCUCAUCUCAUCUCAUUAUUA
Molecule: messenger RNA, 2757 nt
Organism: Myzus persicae (green peach aphid)
Lineage: Eukaryota; Metazoa; Arthropoda; Insecta; Hemiptera; Aphididae
Exons: 3
Coding region: 293-2401 (702 amino acids)
Source: RefSeq, a predicted model, not a curated record